Messenger RNA from Nerophis lumbriciformis (worm pipefish), 1685 nucleotides. It is a transcript of the gene acer1, whose product is annotated as alkaline ceramidase 1. Gene Ontology annotation, cellular component: membrane; endoplasmic reticulum. NCBI's taxonomy places the organism in Eukaryota, Metazoa, Chordata, Actinopteri, Syngnathiformes, Syngnathidae. Gene Ontology annotation, biological process: sphingosine biosynthetic process; ceramide catabolic process. Gene Ontology annotation, molecular function: N-acylsphingosine amidohydrolase activity. The record is from RefSeq and is a predicted model, not a curated record.
UCCCUGCUUGGCACUCAACAUCAAGGGCUAGAAUUGGGGGUUGAAUCACCAAAAAUGAUUCCCGAGCGUGGCCAUUGCUGCUGCUCACUGCUCCCCUCACCUCCCAGUGGAUGAAACAAGGGGAUGGGUCAAAUAACAUAAUGUGAUUAAAAAGGUAUUUCCUUGGGUUAAAUCAUGCAAGUUUAUGUUAACUUUAUUUUUGUUACAAACCCAUGUAAAUUAAGAGGGGAUUAUAUUUUUUUGUUCCGGUUUGGUCACGUUGUUGGGGGGACAAUUAAUAUGUGACGGAACUAAGGAAGCAGCAUGAGACAACAGGUGUUUGAAGUGGAAUACAUCAAUGGAACCUCGGAUUGAAAAUCAACUUUAUUCCCUUGGAGUUUAUGAGGCCAAUGAGCACAUUUUAAAUAACGAGGGUUCAGAAGGGGGCCGGUGUGUCGAUACCUUUUGUCACUGAUGACUUGAGUGACGUCACGGCGUAGGGCAGCCGGCCUUGAUGCUCCGCCCUGCCACAAUGCACCUGUUCAGUCACCUGGAGACAAGCAGUGCAUGCUGACUGGAGGCACUGGAAGAGGCAACAGCAGCAGUAUGGAAGGAGUCUACUCAAGCGAAAGGAUGCCUGGAGUUUUCUCCUACGAGAGUUCAGAGCUCGACUGGUGUGAAGACAACUACAAACACUCGGAACACGUGGUGGAGUUCUUCAACACUACAAGCAGCUUCGUUUUCUUUAUCAUAUCUCCCAUCAUGCUCUACCUCCUGCAUCCGUACGCCAAAGAGAGGAACUUAGCAAUUCACCUGGUCUGGAUCAUGAUGUUAUUUGUUGGACUCUUCUCUGCCUACUUUCACAUGACUCUCAGCUUUGUCGGCCAGAUGUUGGAUGAGCUGUCAAUCCUGUGGGUGUUGGCAGCAGGUUACGCCACAUGGUUCCCACGUAGGCUCUUCCCUUCUUUCAUCAAGAACAGGUCCACCUUUGCAAGACUCAUCCUGGUGGUUACGGUCAUCAGUUCGGUCACCUCCUUUGUCCGGCCCACAGCCAACGCCUACGCUCUCAACUGCUUCGGCCUGCACCUGCUCUACGUCGUGGCCAUUGAGAUGAGAUGCUGCACCGACCAGAAGGUUUUAAGACUGGCCAAGCUGUCGGUGGCUUUGUGGAUACUUGCCAUCUCCUGCUGGAUUAGUGAUCGCUUUGGCUGCGGAUUUUGGCAGAGGCUGAACUUCUGCUACCUGCACGGCGUGUGGCACAUUUUGAUCGCGAUAGCCGUGGCGUACGCUACAACGCUCGUGGCUUACUUGGAUGCCAGCUACGAGAUCCCUUACUCGCUGCCUGGACUGCAGUACUGGCCCUGUGAUAAAUGGGCGCUCGGAUUACCUCAUAUUGUCCUGAAAGGGACAAGGAAGACAUUAAAGCGGUGCUAAUGGCUUAAUUACCAGAGUACAAGAGUGUACAUCUCACCUCUUUUGUUUACAAGUGGAAAAAGUACUCUGUAUAACUGUAACAAAAAGUGAAACUAUGUUAUGUUGAUGUGUUGUGGAUACGUUUUUUUAAAUUAAAUUAAUUUAUUUAUGGUCAAUAACUGAAUUUAAAUAGAUGUAGAAGGAUUUUCCUACUGAAGCCAUACGAUGAUGACGUUGUGUUCCAGUAGUAAUGAAUUCAUGUGCAUGAAAAUAACUAUCUGUUAAAUUGAAUU